Molecule: messenger RNA, 201 nt
Organism: Mesorhabditis spiculigera
Lineage: Eukaryota; Metazoa; Nematoda; Chromadorea; Rhabditida; Rhabditidae
Source: the annotation of a GenBank genome assembly
AUGGUCGCCCGACGCCGACUAUUCGUCCGCAAGGCUCCUCUCGUCGAAGCCGCUGCUUUUUCACGCGUUUCUACACUCUGGAUAAGCGAGGGAAAAUCGAAAACGCGACGGCGAUGGUCAACUGCUGAUGGUGACCGGAUGACGAAGCUUCCAAGGCGAUGGGCAAUGAAAAGAAGAGACAACGACCCUUUCUUCAGCUGC